AUGGCGGGGGUCGCGCCCGCCUCCACGGCCCCUCUCCCCGCCGCGCUCGCCUCCAACCCCGCCGCCGCCGCGCGCUCUCCCCCAUCCUUCCUCCCUCUCCGCGCACGCGGCCUCCGCAGCCCCGUCGUCCUCGCCACCGGGGGGAGUAGAACGUUCCGGGCGGAGGCGAUUAGAACGCAGGUUACGCAGCAGGAGAAGGCGGAGCAGGAGACGGAGGUGUCCGCCGUCGAGGAGUCAUUCCCAGUCAGGGAGGAGGCCAGCCCUCCUCCGGAAGGAUCCGCCGCCGCCGAUGACCCGCUGUCUCCCACCGACGACGACGGCUGGGCCGUCAGGCUCGAGCAGUCCUUCAACAUUUUCCUCACGGACUCUAUCAUCGUGAUACUCGAUGCCCUGUACCGGGACCGCGACUACGCCAGGUUCUUCGUGCUCGAGACCAUCGCCAGGGUGCCAUAUUUCGCGUUCAUAUCGGUGCUUCACCUGUACGAGACCUUCGGCUGGUGGAGACGGGCAGAUUACAUCAAAGUGCACUUCGCCGAAAGCAUGAAUGAGUUCCAUCACCUCUUGAUCAUGGAAGAAUUGGGUGGAAACUCUGUAUGGGUUGACCGCUUUCUUGCGCGGUUUAGUGCCUUUUUCUACUACUUCAUGACUGUUGCCAUGUACAUGCUGAGCCCAAGAAUGGCAUACCACUUUUCUGAAUGUGUCGAGAGGCACGCAUACUCAACUUAUGACAAGUUCCUUAAGCUAAAUGGAGAGGAGUUGAAAAAACUACCAGCUCCUGAAGCAGCUAUAAACUAUUACAUGAAUGAGGAUCUUUACCUAUUUGAUGAGUUUCAAACAUCAAGAGUGCCAUGUUCUAGGAGGCCUAAAGUUGAUAACUUGUAUGAUGUAUUUGUCAAUAUACGAGACGAUGAGGCGGAGCAUUGCAAGACAAUGAAGGCUUGUCAAACGCAUGGAAAUCUCCGUUCUCCUCACUCAGUGCCAAGAAGCAUGGAAACUGACGCAGAAUGCUUAGUACCAGAAAAUGAUUGUGAGGGCAUCAUGGACUGUGUCAAAAAGUCUCUUGCAAGUGAAGAUUGACUGGGUAUACCACCACAUAGAGCAUCGUAGAAUAGUAUACAGAAUUUUGGUGAUAUUGUAUUGUAUUCUGUUUUCCUUUCAUUUUCUCUUCUCUUUCUAUGUAGACAUUAGCCAGACUUUGGUACUUGUGAAUCUUACAUAGUAGAAAUAGGUAUAUAAAUUCAUCUCAGAUUCACAAUGAGAAAUGUGCACCAUGGAUCAGGUAUUGACGCCGGUCACGACCAAUGUAAUCCAAAUGUGUAGUGAUUUGUGUGUAACAUGAAGCUCUUUAUGCUUUUUAUUGGGAAAAGUCUUGAUGUUU
Lolium rigidum is the source of this 1378-nucleotide messenger RNA. Its product is annotated as ubiquinol oxidase 4, chloroplastic/chromoplastic-like. Bases 1 to 1077 code for a protein of 358 amino acids. Gene Ontology annotation, cellular component: thylakoid; mitochondrion. The record is from RefSeq and is a predicted model, not a curated record. Gene Ontology annotation, molecular function: alternative oxidase activity. Gene Ontology annotation, biological process: alternative respiration. The transcript is spliced from 9 exons. NCBI's taxonomy places the organism in Eukaryota, Viridiplantae, Streptophyta, Magnoliopsida, Poales, Poaceae.